UAGCAAUGCUGCUUCAUCAGUGAAAUGUAAUCUGCUGAGUACUCCUCGUUUACCUGUAUUCUCAAUGGAUGGUGACUUUAUUAUUGGAGGUGUUUUCUCAAUUGACUACAAACUGAAUACUCUGACUAAUGACUACAUCACCAAGCCUGAGCCUCUAACCUGCGAAAAGAGCCUUCUUUACCACCAAGUGCAUUUCUCUCGCACAAUGAUUUUUUCCCUUGAGGAGAUWAACAACAGCACAGAGCUGCUACCAGGUAUCAGACUUGGAUAYCAGAUCUAUGACUCAUGUGCUUCAGUGCUCGUAGCCACACAUGUAGCAUUGCAAUUAUCAAAUGGUCAGGACCAUGUGUUUUACAAAGAMAGCAAUUGUUCCCAGUCUGGUGCUAUGAUGGCUGUUGUUGGAGACUCUGCAUCAACGCCAUCCAUCAGCAUUUCACGAGUACUUGGGUCUUUUCAAAUUCCCCAGGUGAGCCACUCUGCCUCUUGUGCCUGUCUCUCAGAUAAGCAGCAGUUUCCAACWUUUUUCAGAACAAUUCCCAGUGAUCAGUUUCAAGCUGAUGCUCUGGCCAAGCUGGUGAAAUACUUUGGCUGGACUUGGAUCGGUACCAUUCACUCAGACUCAGAUUAUGGAAAUUAUGGCAUGGCAUCUUUUCUUGCUGCAGCACAGAGAGAGGGGAUAUGUGUGGAGUACUCUGAAUCCUUUUAUUGGACUAGCCCUCACAGCAAGAUCCAGAGAGUAGCUGAUGUUAUUCGCAGGUCAACAGCAAUGGUUGUUGUGGCGUUUUUAGACUCUACACAUAUGAAAGUCCUGUUAGAGGAACUGGCUCAGGAUCCUCCACCUCAGCGUCAGUGGAUAGGAAGUGAAGGCUGGGUAAAUGAUCCAGACUUGAUGAGCUUCAGUUUCUGUGAGGGUACCAUCGGAGUCACUCUUCAACAACUUGACGUCCCAGGGCUGGAAGACUAUCUGCUGGAUCUCUCUCCUACUGAAGUAGCUGCCUCCUCAGUCCUGACUGAGUUCUGGGAGAAUGCAUUCAACUGCACACUGACAGAAAAAGCUGAUUCAAGUAGAAGAGUUUGUAAUGGAACGGAAGACCUAAAAACUCUCAAAAGUCCGUACACUGACAUAUCUCAGUUAAGACAGAAUCACAUGAUGUACAGAGCUGUUUAUGCAAUAGCUCAUGCCAUUCACAAUGCUGCAUGUCCAGAAAAAAAUUCCACCCAUCAGUGUGAUAAAAAUGUCAAAUUGGAACACAAAAAGGUUUUAUCUGAACUGAAAAAAGUCAACUUUUCUAAAAAUGGUUAUCCUGUGUCAUUUGAUGCUAAUGGGGAUCCUGUGGCUUUUUAUGAGCUGGUCAACUGGCAAAAGAGUGAAAUCGGAGUUAUUGAGCUGGUUACAGUAGGAUAUUUUGAUGGAUCACUGCCAAAAGGCCAGGAGUUUCAGGUCAACAGGAACAUAACCUGGAUGGAGGGGACAUUUCAAGUUCCAGUAUCAGUGUGCUCUGAGAGUUGUCGUCCAGGAACUCGUAAAGUGUUGCAGAAAGGAAAACCCAUCUGCUGCUAUGAUUGUAUACCAUGUCCUGAAGGAGAGAUCAAUGCUCUCAAUUGCUUCCCAUGUCCUAUUGAAUUAUGGCCUAAUACAAAAAGAAAUGUUUGUUUCCCAAAACCUAUUGAGUUUCUGUCUUUUGAUGAAGUCCUGGCAAUCAUCCUGGCUGCAUUCUCUGUUAUUGGAGCCUGUCUGUCCAUCAUAACUGCAGUUAUUUUCUUUCGUCACAGAACAACUCCAYUUGUUAAAGCCAACAACUCUGAGCUGAGCUUCUUGCUGCUCUUCUCUCUGACUCUGUGUUUCUUAUGUUCAUUAACUUUCAUCGGAGCUCCCUCUGAHUGGUCCUGCAUGCUGAGACACACAGCGUUUGGUAUCACCUUUGUAGUAAUGUCAUGA
Messenger RNA from Austrofundulus limnaeus, 1939 nucleotides. Its product is annotated as extracellular calcium-sensing receptor. Gene Ontology annotation, biological process: G protein-coupled receptor signaling pathway. Gene Ontology annotation, molecular function: G protein-coupled receptor activity. Gene Ontology annotation, cellular component: plasma membrane. The record is from RefSeq and is a predicted model, not a curated record. Lineage: Eukaryota; Metazoa; Chordata; Actinopteri; Cyprinodontiformes; Rivulidae.